ACUUGUAAUAUCAUUUAAGUGCAAGAACAUACACUUAUUCAUACAAAUUUAAUGUCCUUUUGAAAAAGUAAUAAUAAAAUUUGAAAAAAAAUUAAAUAUCUAGGAAUUCCAGGGCAUUGAUAAUGUAUUUAAAUCAAAAUGAACUUUGUAGGUGUUUUAGUCUUGGUUUUUUUAAACAAGAUUGAUGUUAAUGGUAUUAUUUUUGGAACUCAAUGCUUAGAUCAAGAAACCUGUAUUUUUAAUACAACAAUAAUGGAGUUUAGCAAGAUAAGGAAAAACCUGGCAGCUUUUUAUGAUGAAUUUGAGAUAUUUUUUGAUAUAAAAUUCAAUGAUUCAGCUGGAGAUAUCCUGUUAUUAACCAAUUCAAAAUUCAGUAUUUUUACUAUAAAACUAUUAGCUGAUUCAACUUCUAUGUACCACAGAUUGAAUAUUACAUAUUUAAAUAACAGUUGGAUAAUUACUAAGUUAUUAAAAGGAUGUUAUCACUCGAUUAAUAUUUCUCAAUAUUUUGUCUCUAAGCACUAUGAUUUCACAAUCGCAGUAAACCAAAGUAUGAAGAAUUAUACAAAAUUUACACAAAAAACAGUAAACUUUAACAUUAGUGUGCAGAUUGGUUUUUGCCAUGAUGUAUCUAUCCGAAAGUUACGUAUUGGUAGUAAUUUAAUAGUAUCUACAACACCAAGAUUAUCAACACUAACUUUAACAAAGUCAAUAACUACAAUAACUCAUCCGUUUACUACGCAGAAACUGUUUUCAACUUCUACAACACUAAGAUUAUCAACACUAAAUUUAACAAAGGCAAUUACUACAAUAGCUCAUCUGUUAUCUACACAGAACUUGUUUUCAACAUCUACUACACCAAGAUUAUCAGCACUAACUUUAACAAAGUCAAUAAGUACAUGGGAUCAUCUGUUAUUUUCACAAAAGCCAUUUUCAACGUCUACUACGCCAAGAUUAUCAACACUAACUUUAACAAAGUCAAUAAAUACAAUGGAUCAUCCGUUGACUACACAGACUCCAUUUUCAAAUUCAAUAUUUAUCGAUUUGAUAAAUGGCAACACAAGUACAAAUUUAAUUUCAUGGGGAGAAUGGAGUGCCUGGUCAAGUUGUAAUGACUCAUAUGGCAAAGGUUUUAUGAACAGAUUUCGGUAUUGCAAUGUGUCAAAUGAAUGUUGUUCCGCUAACUAUUUAGAUGUAAAAGAAUGUUAUGAUUCAAUCGUUUUUGAUGAGAUAGCAGGUUUCACAAACACAAGCCUAAAUUUUUUUUAUGAAGAAUUUGUGGUAUCAUUUGAAAUAUUUAUCAAUAAAUCAGGGUAUUUUCUGAGUUUAGACAAUAAUGUAAUGAGUUUUUAUAGUUGGGAGAAUACCUUUAUAGUAGCAGUUCUACUAAAUGAUGAAAUCUUCAUAAGAAAUAUAUCAAUAUCAAAAUAUACUUGGAAUGCAAUCAAAGUAUCUCAGUUAUUUAACGAGAAUGACAACACUUUCAUUACAGCAAUAGUUGUUAAUGGAACUGUUUUGACUUCUGCUAUCAACUCUCAACCAAAAGUUUUUAUUGAUGUCAAUGUGACCACUUUCUUUAAUUGUUAUAACGUUUCAGAAUGUUUUUAUGCAACAAUUAAAAAUUUAUCAAUUUACAGCAAAAAAAAAGCAUAUUGGUCACAUUGGAGCAAUUGGUCACACUGUAACAUUUCAUAUGGUAUUGGGAUUAUGAAUAGAACUAGAAAAUGCAAUGUUUUAAAUUCUGUGAAGCAAUGUUCUGGCAAAAACAUUGAAAUAAACAAUUGUUGUUUUAGUGAGACCUUCACAGGCAAUAUUGAUGAAGUAAUCAAGUGUUGUUUAAAUGAAACAUUCAAGGUUUCUUGGAUGCUAUGGGGUGACUGGUCAAAUUGUAAUAUUUCAUAUGGCCAUGGCUUUAUGACUAGAACAAGGAAAUGUAACUCUAUGUUUAAUGCUAUUGAGUGUUGCUCUGGCAACAACAUUGAAAUACAGGAUUGUUUUGAAUGGUCAACAUGGAGUGAAUGUUCUGUAACAUGUGGAGAUGGUGUUAGAAGUAGAAGUUUCAUAAAUAUGUUAAUGAAUCGUGUUAUUGAACCUUGCAAUAUAGUUAGCUGUCCAGUGGAUGGGAUGUGGAGUGAUUGGAAAAAUUCAUCAUGUUCAACAACUUGUGAUUAUGGAAUAACUGCAUUUAGCAGAAAUUGUGAUCAUCCUUCUCCAACACAUAAUGGAAAAACCUGCAUUGGUAUUAGCAAUUACACAGAUGAAUGUAAUAGUAAUGCCAUUUGUCCAGUAAAUGGUUUUUGGUCUGAGUGGUCUGAAUGGUCAUUGUGUAAUCAACCAUGUGAAGGUGGUGCGAUGUCAAAAUUUCGUAGCUGCUCCAAGCCUUCUCCAAAAUACGGUGGCUCGCCCUGCUAUGGAAAUAGUACAGAAACUACUGCUUGCCUCUGGAAAAGUUGCAGAAGAAUCAACUUAAAUUUAGAAGUUUUGUUUCUGGAUGAGAUAUAUCAACAGGAUUAUUCUAAUUUGUAUUAUCCUACUUCUUUAAACCUGAAAGGUCAUAUAGAAAAGUCGAUUGGCAAACUUUACAAUGACUUUAAUAUGAAUUGGCUGAUUCUUUCAAAUCGAAUGUGUUUAAAACAAUUAUGUAUCAGUUGAUUCAACUGCUUGUAGAUAUUAGAUGGAUCUUUUCAAACAAAGUGCCAAUGCCUCAAAUACGGAAUAUAUACAAGAAUACAUCUAAAAGAAGAUUUGUGAACUUGCAACAAUCUGAUACAGUAUCAGCGUAAAUAUAAUUGUUUACGUAAUAAAACACUAUCUUAUAACUUCAUUAUAAUUCUGAAAUAAGUUCUAACUUUUUUAGAAAGGCAGUUCGAAAGCAUCAUUUGAAAACAUGGAGGAAAGAGAUUGUUUUUAUGACAAUGUGCUUUACGUUUCUGAGGUGUUUUAGUGCAAUUACAAUAUGUUAUGCAAUCUACUAACUCAUUUGACUUUUUAGGUCAAUUUGUCUAACAAUUAUUAUUUCCCAAAAGUUUGACAACAAAGUUUCAUAUUUAGGUUCAAUUAGGUGUUUAAAGUUUAACCCAAAGAUGAAAGGUGCAAUACUUAAUCGUAUCGGAUCAGAAAGCAAGAUUAUCGUUAAAGUCUUAUAAAUAAUAGUUUAUUUAUUGUAAGAAGUAUGGUAACUAAGUAGGAGGUUAGGAAAUAGUAACAUUGAGUUUUAUAAUAAGUAGAGUUUAGUAAUUAUUGGCAAUUCGAGUUAGUUUCGAUAAAUGUAAAUCGAAAAUCGUAAGGUGUUAAUGAUUAACAGGAUUUUCAAAAAUGGUUAUUUAAAACUGCGUUAAUACCGGUGGCAAAUUAAUUUUAGGUAAAAUUAAACUGACCCUGAUUCAAAACAAAUUGUAAUUUGUAUCUAAUAGACAGCACAACUGUGAAAGAAAUUCCUAAACAAAACGUUUUAAAGCUUGUAUCUGGUCUGAUACAAGCUUUAAAAGCUACAUAUUGUAGCCCGUCUGAUGUUUAUAGGUCUUCAGCUAUCCGUAAAACCACUUUUAAUAAUGAAAGAAAGCAAAUUUGAAAUAAGGGAGAGCUAAUUUUUCACAAUAGGAUUCGCAAAUAAAUACUUUAUGAAAAUAUGCGAAUGGCGGUAACAAAAAUAUUUUUUUUUUGUUUUUUGGGAAAAACAAGGCUGUGCUUAGCACAAGACCAAAUCUUGCUUAUUAUUGAUCAUAAAGUUUGCAAACAUUUUGACACGCUUUUAAAUAUAUUAUUUUCAUUAUUACUCUAAUUAUUAUUGUUAUCAAU
This is a messenger RNA of Hydra vulgaris (swiftwater hydra), 3798 nucleotides long. RefSeq lists its product as uncharacterized. The record is from RefSeq and is a predicted model, not a curated record. Lineage: Eukaryota; Metazoa; Cnidaria; Hydrozoa; Anthoathecata; Hydridae.